GCCCAUGACCUCAGAGGGGAAGGCUCAGGAUAAAUAGCAGCCUUCUCUCCCUGUCCUUCAGCGACCAGCAGAUCCACUCCACCAGACAUCAGGUGAUUGUCAAGUGCGAGGACACCAUGAAGCUUCUCACAGGCCUGGUGUUUUGCUCUUUGGUCCUGGCAGUCAGCGGUGGGGUUUUUUCAUUCGUGAGGGAAGCUGCUCAAGGAAGUUGGGACAUGUGGAGAGCCUACCAGGACAUGAAAGAAGCAAAUUUCAUAGGUGCAGACAAAUACUUCCAUGCCCGAGGGAACUAUGACGCUGCCCAAAGGGGACCUGGGGGUGCCUGGGCUGCUGAAGUGAUCAGUGAUGCCAGAGAGAACAUUCAGGAAUUUUUUGGCCGAGGACAUGAGGACUCCCAGGCAGACCAGGAAGCCAACAGAGCGGGCAGGAGAGGAGAAGACCCUAAUAAAUACAGACCUAAAGGGCUGCCUGAUAAAUACUGAGCUUCAUCUUCAUUUUGUCUCAGGAGACUGACUGUGAGCCCCCAAAGAUUGGGAUAUGAAAUCACUGCAUCCUCUGUCCAUAUAAAUGGAUAGAUGGCCCACAGUCGUUGUUCAAUAAAUGCAUAAGAGAUGGAAA
Marmota monax (woodchuck) is the source of this 618-nucleotide messenger RNA. RefSeq names its product serum amyloid A-1 protein. Gene Ontology annotation, cellular component: extracellular region. The record is from RefSeq and is a predicted model, not a curated record. Lineage: Eukaryota; Metazoa; Chordata; Mammalia; Rodentia; Sciuridae. The transcript is spliced from 4 exons. The coding region runs from base 117 to 482 and encodes 121 amino acids.